AUGGACCUAAAGGACGGGAAGGCGUCUGGGAGACACAAAAAGCAGUUUCCCGAGAACGCUCGAAAACGGGAACAGCGAAACAAUGCCGCGGAGACGUCUAGCCGAGAACACCCCGUAAGCGAGGAGAACAGGCGUAGAGAAAGUCGCGAUGAAAGACAGAGGGUAAACGCGUUCGAGAAGAAACGGCCUAUUAUCUGUCAUAGAUGCAAAGAAGAAGGCCACAUCGCGGCAGGGUGCAGAAAACCACGGGUUAUUCUAGCUUAUGAGAGCGAGAGCAGUGAAGCAGAAGAGGACGACCUAAUGAAGCCCUAUCUGUAUCAAUUUGAGGUAAACGGUCGCCCCUGUACAGUUUUAAGGGACAGUGGUGCUAGUCUGGAUUUGGUGCAUCCGUCAUUCAUCUUGCCCGAGCACUAUGUAUCGAAGUGUGUCUGGAUCCGUCAGGUCAUAGAGGAGCAGACCGUAUGUCUGCCGGUAGCUCAGGUGUCCAUUAAGGGACCUUUCGGAGAAUUCAAAACAGAGGCGGCAGUUACUGACAAACUGCCUGGGAAGUACUUGUACUUGUUGUCCAACCGCACCGCUCACUUAAUGCGCAAGGCAGGCGUUAAGAUAGAGGAGGAGAAAAUACUCGCUAUAACGAGAGCGAAAGCACGCGAGAUCAGGGCUAAAGAGGAAUCGGAGAAAGAUGUGAAAGUUGCUGAAAUACAACAAGUAAAUCAGACUGGUAGUUCUCUUAGAGAUGACGAGGAAACGAGCGAACCCAGGGACAGCGACCCUGCAGAGUCAGACCAGGUCGGGGAAUAUCUUGCACCGGCGAACGGAGCGCUGAGAAAUCUAGUUCGGGUCAGUAAAGAGCAGCUCAUCAGGCUACAGAGGGAAGACGCGACACUCAGUAAACUCCGGAAUGCACAAGAAGAGGGAAUUUCUAAGAGAAACGUGAGCAUUGUUGUCGAAGAUGGGAUACUGUAUCGACAUUACACAGAUCGAAGGGGUAAAGUAGUUGAUCAGUUGAUGGUACCACAGGGGUUGCGCGGAGACGUUUUAAAAUUAUGUCACAGCAAUUCAUGGGCGGGACACUUGGGUGUGCGUAAGACUAAGCAACGUCUUUUGCAAGAGUGGUUCUGGCCAGGGUGUUUUAAGGAUGUGGAACAGUAUGUGCGAGCUUGUGACACAUGUCAGAAAGUGGGCAAACCAAACGAACGUUGCAAGGCUCCGCUAACACUGGUACCUAUCAUCUCAGAACCAUUCCAGCGGUUAGUAAUUGACGUUGUCGGCCCACUUCCUGUUUCCAAGUCAGGCUACAAGUACAUUUUAACCAUGAUAUGCCCAGCCACAAAGUUCCCUGAGGCAGUGCCCCUAAAAGAACAGUGCUCUUUCGAAAUCGUUGACGGUCUGCUAUCAGUGUUCGCGCGCAUCGGAUUCCCGAAGGAAAUUCAAUGUGAUAAUGGAUCGGUAUUCACGAGCGCACUGACAACCACAUUCUUGGAGAAGUGCGGGAUCAAAGUGAUCCAUAGUUCAUUGUACCACCCACAAAGUAAUAGUGUCGAAAAGUGGCACUCCGUGCUAAAGCGAGUCCUCCGAGCGCUGACCCAUGAGUACAAAACGGAUUGGGAAUCAGGAUUGCCAGGCGCGAUGUUCGCGUUACGUUCCGUGCCACACGAGACAACGGGUUUUAGCCCAGCAGAAUUGGUAUAUGGGCGUGAGAUACGCUCUCCUAUGCGGCUAAUCAGAGAAAAUUGGGAGGGCAAGGAAAGCAACAAUACUGUUGUUGAGUACGUUUUGGAACUGCUGCAAAGACUGCAGGAUACUAGAGAGAUUGCUGAAGCAAACACGCGUGAGUCGCAGGAACGCGCCAAGACGUACUAUGAUCGCAACGCACGACCGAGGCUAUAUAAAGAGGGCGAUAAGGUACUAGUUCUACGACCAACGCGGGCAAAUAAGCUCCAGGUGCACUGGGACGGGCCUUUCACGGUCCUACGGAAACUAUCAGACACGACCUACAUGGUCGAAUUUAGGGGUAGAAAGAAAGAGGUGAGAACGUACCAUACGAACCUCAUGAAGCCGUACGUCGACUCGACUCAUGUCGUAAGCGUGGCCCUAAACGCGCCAGAGGAACAGCCGGCCGAGAUUCUUGAAUGGGGUGAGAUUCGCUCAGUAGCACCCGGAAUAGAUGAAACUUUGAAGUCGGUAGUGAAAGGAGGAAAUCUCUCCGAGCCCCAAUUAAACGACUUGCGGGAGCUUAUAGGCGAAUUCAAGCAGUUGUUCUCCGACAAACCAGGAAAAACAGACAUGAUAUGUCACGACAUAGAGUUGAAUAGCGAAGUCCCCGUAUGCUCCCGACCUUACAGGAUAUCUCCACGUCAGGAGGAAAUCAUGAAGAGAGAAAUUCAGCGCAUGCUAGAUCUAAAAGUAAUCGAACAAGCUGAAAGCGACUACGCGUCACCCAUGAUAAUAGUUGAGGCUCCGGGCAAAGAGCCUAGGCCCUGCAUUGAUUAUAGAAAAUUGAAUUCUGUAACGAAAACGCAGGUGUAUCCCGUCCCAAAUCUAGAGGAACGGGUCGAAAGGGUUAGUAAAGCCAAAUUCAUCUCAACGUUGGAUCUUGUCAGGGGAUAUUGGCAAGUUCCAAUGACAGAAAGAGCAAAACGAUACGUGGCCUUCACGACGCCGAUGGGAACUUUCAGACCUUUAAUGCUAAGUUUCGGCCUGAAAAACGCGCCGUUUUGUUUUUCUCGUUUGAUGGACCAGGUACUACGUGGGGCGGAGAAGUACGCAGUCCCCUAUCUUGAUGACGUAGCCAUAUUCUCCGACUCCUGGUCCCAACACGUGGAACACCUCCGCGACGUCUUCAACAGGUUGAGGCGUGCCGGAUUAACGUUAAAAGCGGCGAAGUGCCAUCUCGGACAAGCGGAAGUCUUGUACUUAGGUCACAGAGUUGGACAAGGUCACCGGAAGCCAGACGAGUUAAAAGUGUCAGCCAUUGCACACUUCCCGAAACCUCAAAACAAGACCGAAAUGCGCGCCUUUUUAGGUCUUACAGGCUAUUAUAGGAGCUACAUUCGGCAAUACUCGGAUAUGGCUAGUCCGCUAACGGACGCACUGAGAAAGUCAGCUCCAACGCAGAUACAUUGGGCCAAAGAAAAUGCAUUUCGUAGCCUAAAGGAGGCGCUAUCCCAACCACCUGUUCUCCGAUCCCCAGACUACACUAAGCCGUUCAUUGUCCAGUGUGACGCGAGUAACAGAGGAAUGGGGGUCGUGCUAUGUCAGGAGGACGAAAACAAAGAAGAGCACCCCAUCCUGUAUGCGAGCAGAAAACUUUCACUUAGAGAAGAAGCAUACAGCGCUUCGGAGAAAGAGUGCGCAUGCUUGGUAUGGGCGGUUCAAAAACUCGAGUGUUAUCUUUACGGUACACAAUUCAUUCUGGUAACCGACCAUUGCCCUCUCACAUGGUUGAACCAAAUGUCGGGCAAAAACGGUCGCCUCCUUAGAUGGAGUCUAGCACUUCAACAACACGACUUCGUUGUGCGGUACAAAAGGGGUAAGAAGCACACCAACGCGGACUGUCUCAGUCGUUGUUAA
Messenger RNA from Ornithodoros turicata, 3573 nucleotides. RefSeq lists its product as uncharacterized. The transcript has a single exon. The record is from RefSeq and is a predicted model, not a curated record. Gene Ontology annotation, biological process: DNA integration. Lineage: Eukaryota; Metazoa; Arthropoda; Arachnida; Ixodida; Argasidae. Bases 1 to 3573 code for a protein of 1190 amino acids. Gene Ontology annotation, molecular function: zinc ion binding; nucleic acid binding.